Messenger RNA from Stegodyphus dumicola, 6014 nucleotides. RefSeq lists its product as uncharacterized. Lineage: Eukaryota; Metazoa; Arthropoda; Arachnida; Araneae; Eresidae. Gene Ontology annotation, molecular function: protein binding. The record is from RefSeq and is a predicted model, not a curated record.
AUAUAUCGCCACCUCGAUUUCAAACUCAGGCUAUUACGUGCGGUUAAUUAGGCCUUUGAGGAGCUGAUCGAAAGGAUCUGAUUUGUUCUGUGUAAAUACAUUACACUUCAAUGGCGUUGGAGCGUUUAUCUAUGGAAUGGAGAACUAAGUUUCUCGAUUGGGAUCUAUCGAUUUCACGUGGUAGUGUAGAAGUUCGAAGUUUCGCACGUUACCUAAAGUAUACGAACUGGUAUUUGUCUUACAUCUCAAACUAUAGUGGCAGCGCUUACUCAACUAUUUCUGUGCAACUUCAUAGGGACAAUCAUGCUAAGAAACUUAAAGUAGUGGGAAAUUGCUACAUUUCAUCAGAAAAUAAUAUCUCUAAGGCAUACUUGGAUUGCAUUAUGCACAGCGAUGUCAAACACAUAGAAGUUUAUUCUAGUGGAAGAUAUAUACCUAAAAAAAACAUAACUAUAUACCUUGACGCAUGGAUUACGGAAUUAACAGAAACGGGAGAAAAAUCAGUCCAGACUCAGCCAACAUUCUUUAAGCUGCCGGGCGAUAUGCAUGCAAUGUAUCAGAAGCAGGAACACUCAGACUUGACUGCCAUCUGCCAAGACAAAGAAAUCCGUGCUCACAAGUGCAUCCUUUCGGCCAGAUCUCCAGUAUUCGCUGCGAUAUUACAGCACGACACAACUGAAAACCGCGACAGCCGAAUAGUCAUUACGGACAUCGAACCUGAUGCCUUCGAGGAGCUGCUGCAGUUUCUGUAUUGUGGUAAAAUAAAUCCGUCUACUUAUUCGAAGGCCUGUGAUUUGUACUACGCAGCUGACAAGUAUUUCGUGUCGGAUCUCAAAGAUCAGUGUCGUGAUUUUAUUACUUCUUCGCUAUCCACUACGUCAGCUGUCGAAACGUUAAUUUUAGCUGAUAGGCAUAAGAACGAAGAAUUGAUGCAAAAAGCCGUCACUUUUAUUACCUCUUCGUACCAGUGUAUAAAAUCAACAGAACCGUGGACUAUUCUUCUGCAAGAAAAUCCAACUCUCGCAACUAAAGUUCUAACUUUGGUUGAGGAAAACUCUCAUGCCGAAAGCCAUGGUGAUGUGUGACAUAUUUUGUGUUCCUUUAUGAAUCCGUAAUCGCAGGUUGUCACUGAAAAUAGAUAGUAUCUGGUCUAAUUAAUCUGAAGUAACAUGUAAAAUAUGAUGAAGAAAAGUGUCAUUUAGGUAAACCAAAGUGUUUCCCAAUCUUGGGGCUAUGAUUCACAAGAUUGUCUUAAAUAGAUUUUUUGCUAUUGUUCGAAAGUAAGUAUUUCAUAUCUGCUGACACAUAAAAGCAAGUAUACUACUUUGAAAUUUCUGGUACUUAAAAAUGAUAUUAUGUGAACAUUUUAUGUGAAGAUGAAAAUAUUGUUUAAAAAUUAUUAUGGUUAGAAAUGAAUUCAUAAUUUUUCUCAAUUUAUACCAGCUGAGACUUCUUUAAAAAUGUAUUUUUUAUAGAUAGGAUUUGUUAUUCAUAGAAUUAUAGUUUUAAUAUAAAGUGUAUAAGUUUUGUUUCGUUAAUAACGCAACCUAGAUGUUUUAUGAUUCUUUCAUUCUUUUGACAAAUGAAGCAAAAGAGUAUGAAUGCUAUGUGUAAAUAAAAUCAAAUGUCUUCUGUAAUAGCAGUCCAUAAUUUUUCUUUAGGAAGUUCGUUAUAUUAAUUUUUUUUCUCGAACAUUUGUAUUACUGAAAUAUUGAAAAAAUUAAUUACCGAAAUUUUGGAAAAUGAAUAUAUGUACAAUAACUCAUGUAACUACAAAUUAUAUUUUUUGAGAAAUUCAUUAUAUUUUCGUUUUUUUAUUUCACGAAUAUAUUUGUAAUACUGAAUUAAAUGCUAAAAUCUGGGAAAAGAGUAUUAAUGCUUUGUAUAUAAUGUAACCAAUAACUUCCUUCUGUAAUUUCAGUUCAUAAUUUUUUUACGAAAUUCACAAUUCAUUUUUUUUUGUUUGUUUCCUAAACAUUCGUAUUAUUGAAAUGAAAAAUAUAAUUGCUAAAAUCUGGUAAAAGAGUAUAUGCAUACUAUGUGUACUUGUAAUCACUACCUUUUGUAACUGCAAUUCUUCCCAUGCAGCACGCAUUCGUAAAUUGCACGAGAAAAAUACGUGCAAUUUACGAACGGCCCUUUGUAUUAAAAAACGUUCAAGUUGAAAAAUAUCAUAAAAAGUGUCCAUAAAAAAACAGUAGAUAUUUACGUAUAUUUUCACGUUAAAAUAUACGUAAGUUUUACGCAAAAUUUAGGUAUAUUUAUGCAAAAGAUUAUGGUUCAUUCGUAACUUUUACAUAUAAUAUACGUCAAUUUCAGGAAUUUAUGUAUAUUUUACUAAACAUUUACGUAUAUUUAUUCCAUAUAAAUACAUACAUUUCUCCACGUUUUGCUUCACAUAUGCAUAUAUAUUUAGUAAAAAGUUACCUAAAUCUUCCCUAUUUUUUACUGUAUGUAAGUGUAUAUAUUGGACAGAAAUUUAUGUACAUACUCCCCGUAUUUUACGAUACAAAAUCGUAUAUAUUUGAUAGUAAUUUACCUAAAUCUUCCCUACGUUUUCUUUGCAUAUGCGAAUGAUUUAGGUAAAAAUUUAGUUCGAUGUUCUCUCUUCUUUACUGUGCAUAAAUGCACAUUUUUGGUAAACAAGUUUGCAUAAAACUUCAAUUACCUUUUUACUGCAUUUUUUGUAAAGUGUACCUAUUUUAAUCUCAUAUUUUUUAUAUAAAUCUAUGCAAAAAUAUUUUGCAUAUUAUGAUUAAAAGUGAAAAUAUCAUUUUUAUAAAACAUUUUUGCGUAUCCGCCUUUUAGGUAUGUACAGCAAAAUGAAAUAUAUAUGUAAGUGGAAAAUUUAAUGCACUAGUAAAUGCAAAAACAAAAUUCUGUUCAAAAAUUACGUUACACUUAAAGGCUGAAAAUCACUUUUAAUAUUUCAUAUUUCAUUUCAAAGUGACUACAAAGUAUGCAAUAAAUUUAGUAAACAUGAAUUCUAUGUUUUAAAUCAAUUAAUGCUACCCUACAUUUACAUGGCAUAUGAAAAUUUCCUUCGGAAAAACAAAUUAUUUUUUAAAGUAUUAUUUAGCGAAACUGAAUUUAGUAAAUAACUGUAGCAAACAAUUGUUUACUAAACUGCAUUACACUUAGUUACCGAAUUCAGUAAACGACUGUAGCGCAAAACAUAACAUCAUACAUUUAGAUUAUUUUAAUGAGUAUUUGUAAGUAUUUUAAUGAGUAAUGAGACCAUGAAGGAUAUUGCAGAAAACCUACCUUUUCCUAUAAUUACAAAGUUAAUUUUUUUUUGCUUACUUUCCUUGAAGAUGAAUGUUUAAUGUCCCAAAUAUUGCAUUCAUAACUUCAGAUAAUACGCGAAUAUACACUCUUAGAAAAAAAAAAAAAAAAAAAAAACGACGCACUGAGAAGAUAUAAAGCAAAUUGAACACAAAUUGAUAUGCAUACAGGUUUCGACAGAAAAUGCAAAAUUUUACAUUUUGGCUGCCAAUGAAUGAACGGUUGUCGUUACAGCGCAUCUGAUCUCUGCGCAUCUAUCCUGCAACUGGCAGGAUAUGAAGAGAAGAAAUUACGAUUCCAGGUUAUAAAUUCUUCACGAAUUUCAUUCCGUGUACUCUGGUAGACAGUAACUAUGCCUCCCAUAUAGAUGCGCGAAAGAUAUGCGCAGAUGUCAGAAUUUGAGAGAGGUCGUGUAGUUGGACUCAAAGAAGCCAGUUGGUCUUAUCGGCGAAUAGCUCGACAUUUGAGCAGGAAAGAUCCACUAUUAGACGAUGUUGGAAGGAAUGGGUGCACCAUGGCCGCACAUAGCGUUAAGAAGGAAGCGGUAGGCCUAGAGAAACGACAGAACGUGAAGACCGAGCAAUCGUCGAGCGGCACUCACAGCCCCAAAUGCAUCAUUAUCAUCGAUUUUACUUUCAACUAGUGCUUCAGUUACCGCAAGGUUGCAGUUGUUCCGGGCUCAUUCGCACUGGAAUGUCACAGACUGGAGUAGAAUAGUCUUCAGUGAUGAGUCUCGCUUUGACCUGAGUCCCGAGGACCAGCGAGUCUGGAGACGCACCGAACAGCGGUGUGAUACCAACCUGACUGUCUUCCGGCAGACAGGCCGACAACCAGGAGUGAUGGUCUGGGGUGCCAUUUCAUUUCAUAGGUUGUCAUCCCUUUGGUUGUCCCCCUUUGGCUGACCCCUUUGGUUUUCAUCCGUCGCAACCUUACAGCACAGCGGUACGUCGACGAAGUUCUAAGACCCGUUGUGUUGCCCUUCUUGUCACGACAACCUGGGCUUACAUUUCAGCAAGAUAAUGCCUGCCCCCACACUGAACAUGUUUCUAUUGCUUGCCUUAGUGCUUGCUCCAACCAGCUCCGGAUGUUGACGAUCUAACGAGCCAGUUGGACAGGAUUUGGAACCAUAUCCCUCAGGACGACAUCCGCAACCUCUAUCAAUCGAUACCAAGCCGAAUAACUGAUUGCAUAAGGACCAGAGGUGAACAAACGCGUUACUGACUUUUCAUUUUAUGAAGCUCUAUCAAUUCAAUAAAUCAUACAAUUUUUCUCAAACUGUAAUCAUUUGUUUUUCUGUACAUGUAACUCCUUCUUGGUGCGUCUUUUUUUUUUUUUUUUUUUUGUCUAAGAGUGUAUAUAUUUAUUUGUUAAAAUUAAGUCUCUAUCAAAAACGUAUUAAAGAAAAUAAUAUUAAUUAGCAUCUGUAAGUUAAUCAUGUAACUUCUGUUUUUAAAAUUUACGGCAUAUAGUUUACAGACAUAAUUAUGAAAUGGAAACAUUUUAUAUUUAUCAGUCAAUCUUGCAAUGCAUUGUAAUCUAUUAUUGUUAGCUUUCUCAGUUUUAAAACUUAUAAACAUAUUAGAUCAGUGCUAAUUGUUCACUGCUUUAUCGAUGCAUUUUUAAAAAGUUCCUUUUUACAAUGUAACUGAUAAUUUCAUAAAAAAAUUAUAGUUUCAUAAAAUUACGCAAUUUUUAAAUUAUCUAAAUAUGUUCUUUAUUUUUAUGUUAAGUGCUUAAAUUGUUGACUCUUAUAUUAUUAGCAUUUAAGACAUAAGCUAAUAAAGAAGACUGUAAUUACCGUAAAUUACUUUUGAAAGUCAAGAGCUUAGUACGAGAAAACAGAUUCAUAUUCGAAACUUAGCCAUUUGAAAGUAUUUUGCAUAAUUGAAGAGGGAUAAAUAUUAACAUUUAUUAUCAUUAUUAUGCUUGAGUAUUAAGAAAACAGCAUUUCAGUCUGAAAACAUCAACUGCUCGUAAAAAGUAUAAUAACACAAUUUAAUAAGAGAAAAUGAAACAUAACAUAUAUGAAAUGUGAUUACUAACGAGUGCAAACUGAAUUGAAUUAGAGAGCAAGCAAAUAAAGCUUACUGCAAGCACAUUUCAGUUUUAAUAAAAGUAAAUAACCUAAAACAUAAACUAUGUUUAUAUCUUAAAGCAGUUAGCAUCAAAAAAUUCAAUCGCAAUGAUAAUAAUGUUACUUUUAUAAACCAGAUACUAUUUAUAGUAAUAAAUGCACUUAUUCUAAAUUGGAGUGAUAAAGUUAAAUAUUUAUUUAUUAGAGUGAGAAACAUGCUUUACUUUUCUUUUACAAAAUGCUUCGUAAAAAUUCAACUUAACCUCGUUUUUUCAACAAAUUUAGAAUCUGCAAAUGACAUUCUGAAUGCCUUUAAAAGAUUUGAGGUAUUGCACGAAAAAUCCAUUUGUUAAAUUAAAAACAUAAAGCUUACCAUUCAAAUGCAAUUCACUAAAUUAGGAAAAUAAAUGUUUAUUAUGAACGCAUACCUCUCUCUCUCUCUCUUCUUUUUAUAAAUAACAACCUUUAAUAGGUGGAAUUAAAGUGUGAUUUAUUUACUUAAUAAAUUUAUUGUUCAGAACAAAUAGCACAAUAAAUUGUUUUGUUGUUAUCACAGAACAAAUUUAUUGUUCUCGUAAUAAAUAGAAAUGUUUAGCCAUUGAUCUUAAAAAAGCAGCUUUAAAAAAAAAAAAAAAAAAAAAAAAAAAAAAAAAAA